AUGUCUGUUGCACCAUCUCCUGCUCGUGAUCCCACGCCUCCACACGACCCCGAGCAUGUCCCCGAUCCGGACCCUAUUUAUUUUGGUCAGCCUGAUGUUGCACCUGUUGACCCUGAGCCGAUUCCUACUCAUGACCAUGUCCCUUUUGGUUUACCAGACAUUGCACCUCUUAUUCCUAACCCAGUUCCUCCACUUGUUGAUCUUCUAGUUGUUGAGCCAUUUAUUCCUCCACCCGUACCCACUGAUGUUGCUCCUCUCCCUCCUGUAGAGUCUGAUGUCCACCGCACCGAUUUACCGAUUGUUUUCCUUCAGGACAUCCCUGCACCCCGUCCAUGGGAAGGUACUUCGGGCCAGCACCCGAGUUACGAUCCUUUUGCUUCGGCAGCUUUUCCUCAGAUUGCACCGUUUGCUCCCUUCACUUCUACGCUGCUUGACGAGCCAUUCUGA
Molecule: messenger RNA, 447 nt
Organism: Helianthus annuus (common sunflower)
Lineage: Eukaryota; Viridiplantae; Streptophyta; Magnoliopsida; Asterales; Asteraceae
Product: WAS/WASL-interacting protein family member 3-like
Exons: 1
Coding region: 1-447 (148 amino acids)
Source: RefSeq, a predicted model, not a curated record